AGUGGAAGGGCAUGAGAGGGUUGAAGGGAAACAGUUUAAUUGAGGCUUUGGAAACGUUUUGACGGGUUUUGGGCUGAAGCUAGUAAUGAAGUGCAGAGAAGGUAGUUUUUGUCGCUACAAGACUUCUUGGGAGAGUCGCUCUGACCUAAACUGACAGCCCGCAGCUUACAGUCGGAGGGGUGCAGCCACAACACGAGGAAAUGACUGAUCUCUCCCCCUCCCUCCUGCUUCCCCUUGGGUGCUGCGCGUGUUUUACAGCACCGAGCGGCGCGGGCACCGCCGCUGCCCGAGAGCCGUUGGGCGGUGCGGGAGGCGCGGAGCGGCGCUGGCCCGGCUCUGCCCCCGGCUCUGCCCCCGGCUCGCCGCUGGCCCCGGCUCGCCGCAGCCGCACGCGGGGCUCGGGCCGCUCCUCCGGGGACGGCGGGGAGCGAAGGGAGCGGGGGCGGCACGGGGCGAGCACACAGGCUACCCCCGGCCCCGGGGUGACAGAGCGGGCGCCACAGGCACCAGGAGAGCCCGACCCCACCAACGCUCCACAGCGAGGCUCGCUCCCCUCAGGGGAGAUCUGCUCAAGGGGAAAGACCCCCUCCGCCGCUGACCCCGCGCUCACCCCCGGCCGGCCGGCCGCGCUCCGCUCACCUCCAGCCCGGCACCCCCAGCCCGGCACCUCCACCGCCGCUCGCUCCAAGUGAAAGAUAAUGCCACGUACCUCAGACUUCCUGUGGACUGAUGUUGGAUGCCAUUGUUAUACAGAACUGGGCACCCUCUUCCAAAAUGAAAGGAAGGUCUGGGAAAUAAGCAUCAUCAUAUCUGGCAGGAGACCGGGCAAGAGAGCCUACCUGCAGCUGAAUUUAGGAAGGCACACUUGUUUGGAAGACCUACCUGGAGUACAAGGCCCAUCCCACCUAAUGUAGGUUUCUACUUCUCCCACUGAUGGAAGAAGGAACCAUGAGAGGGCAGAUCUGUGAAGUGACAACCUGCACUCAACAAAUCUCCCAUUUGUGGGUUUGAGGAAUAUUUUCACUAGUGAGUUUUGUCUGUAAGAGGUACUUACUCAUAAUGUAGUAAGUCAUACGUUCCUCUCUAGUACGUAAGCUUAUUUUUAGUGAAUAUGGCCCUUAGGAAAAAGGAGUAAUUGUGUGCUUUGCAAAAUACCUAUGAUUCUCCACAAGCAAAACCAGGUUUUGCUGUAGUAUGCUAAUUUAACCUAAAACAAUCUGGUUAACAAAAUUAUGCCCCUUUCAUGAUCUAAUCUUGAACACAAUUGAUUAAAUUGAUUAAUAGUUGUCAUGUCAAAAUCUAGGUUAUAAACCUCUAAGGAAAUCCAAGUAAUUUCCUGACUUUGCAAAAAAAUUUUUUUUAUUUUUUUUUUUUUUUUUU
This is a messenger RNA of Poecile atricapillus (Black-capped chickadee), 1380 nucleotides long. Its product is annotated as dapper homolog 3-like. The record is from RefSeq and is a predicted model, not a curated record. NCBI's taxonomy places the organism in Eukaryota, Metazoa, Chordata, Aves, Passeriformes, Paridae. The transcript has 3 exons. Bases 201 to 692 code for a protein of 163 amino acids.